UCAUACUGAAGAUCGACAAGCAACAGAAACCACUGCUAACUUCCGUGACCUCGCUGACAGAAAUAGCAUGCAUUCUUCCUACUUAUAAUAGACAGUGGGUGGUAUCUUGGCCGGUUAGCUCAGUUGGUUAGAGCGUGGUGCUAAUAACGCCAAGGUCGCGGGUUCGAUCCCCGUACGGGCCACUUGAUUUUGUUUCAGAAUGAAAUGAUGUCUACAAUACGUACGGCUGUUUUACCGAGGAUUUUCUGCCAGGGAAUUACAAUUUUGUUGUGCCGCAGUCAUUAACUUGAUUUUAUCUCAUCUCCUAAUUGCUUGCAUCUACUGCUGUACGUUGCACUAUUAUGCAUUUGAUAAAAAAAAAAACUUUGAUUAGAUUUUUUUAAAUGGAGUUAAUAAAACCGGUCGCUGUAUCCGACUUUCGUUAAGAUUGUUACUUGUGAGGAUCCGUAUCUGACGAAACUUUAUUAACAGUAUGUGGUUCCAGACACACUCCAAGCAAGGAUUUACGUGAGUAAGUAGUAAAAAGAUUCCGCGAUGGCGGGAAACAUAAAGGACAAGGAGGCGUUGCAGAGGAUCAACUUCCUUUAUCAGGCGGCACACUGUGUCCUGGCCCACAAUCCGGAAAACGUGGAGCUUGUCCGGUUCUACUGUUUCACACAGAGGACUAUAUCCAGGCGCUUGGUGUUAAGACAAGAUCCAUCCGUGAAAAGGACAAUAUGUAAGAAGUGCUGCUCCCUUCUGGUGCCUGGAAUAACUGCAACGGUGCGACAGAGACGAUGCGGUCGGAAGCGCAGGGCGACUGUGGCCCGUUGCCUAAGCUGUGGGCACUCAAAAAGGCUGCUGAACAAUCCCGAGCAUCGACUGUGGGUCGACCAACCGGAGGCCCAGCUGGAAAACCAGGCCCAACCAGAACGAAAGACUGCAGCCAAAGUUGCCAAAGAGCCUGAGUCUCCUGUCUCCCAGAGUGGCCCACCUGCAGCUGGGCCCAGUGCCAUCCCCACUUCCUCCUGAAGAGGGCACUGUGGCCCUUAAGUCUCUUCCAUGGCCCACUCCAAGAAAGCUGUCUUCACUCAACCAAAUCCAGCCCCAGCUCUAGAUUUAAUCCUCUUCUCCGUCUUGUGGGGUUUGCAUGCAGUCUGUGCACCAUGGCUCUACACUAUUACAGUGCGGCUCCUAGGAAAUGGGAAGUACAAUGGAAACCAGGAGUUUGAUUCUUUAGAGAUGUGGUAGGUGGUCAAAGGUCACGUUCCACUCUGUGGGUUUGGUGGGAUGGGCGUGUCAACAUUCUUUAUGAAAUAACUGAAUUUGGAAGGAGAUGCUUCUGCUGGAAGUCUGAGCAAAGGUUGACUAGUAAGUGUUUUAAUUUAGUGCCAGUGUGGAUGUCUUACUCCCACUCAAUGGUGUGCAGGCUGGGUAUAAAAUAAAGUAGAUAUUGGCUGACACUAGAUCAGGCCUCUCCUGAUUGGGUGAGUCGGCUUUACCGUGUGACAAAUGGAUUUCCAUGUUUUCUCCACACCAUAUGCUGUGUAUAAAGGUGAAGAGAAGGCAUGAUGGGAAUUUGCUCCAUGUCCGUCUGUUGGCGGGCAUAAUUUGACCGAAGGCGCGUCUGGUUGAUGGAUCACUUGGUCACUUUCAGAACCUAAGUGAGACUGUGUUUGAGUGUGUUGACUGAAAAGAAGCUUAUCGGGGAAAUUAAACCUGGAAUAGUUUCUCAAUUAUAAGCAUUUGUUUUAAAAGUUUAUUGUCAAACAAUAUUACUCCAAUACUGGUACAAUAUGUCAGUGGCAUCUUUUAUGGAGUUGUUUAAACAGCAUUUCUGUACAGUAAAAAAAAAAAAAAUGAAACA
Messenger RNA from Brienomyrus brachyistius, 1846 nucleotides. RefSeq names its product ribonuclease P 21 subunit (gene rpp21). The transcript has 6 exons. Gene Ontology annotation, cellular component: nucleolar ribonuclease P complex. Gene Ontology annotation, biological process: tRNA processing. Bases 535 to 1011 code for a protein of 158 amino acids. The record is from RefSeq and is a predicted model, not a curated record. NCBI's taxonomy places the organism in Eukaryota, Metazoa, Chordata, Actinopteri, Osteoglossiformes, Mormyridae.